AUGAACAUCAACAACAUCAACAUCAAGAACAACAACAACAAUACAACACAAUCCAUCAUGUCACUUCCAAUCACUUAUGACCCAAUCACCAAAAUAAUAUCAAUCAACGAAUCUGCCCAAAAUGAUCAAGAAUUAAAAGAAGAAAUUGAUCAAUUAAAUAGAUUAUCAAAAGAUUUUAUAAAUUUAAAUUCAGAAAUUCCUGAAUCUCCAGAACCAUCAAAGACAUUAACACCAUUAAUUAAAAAAUUAGUUACAUCAGGUAUUGAUGCUCAAAAACGUGGGAAACAUCAUGAUGCUAUAAAACAAUUCUCCUUGGCUAUUGAUAUGGCAAGUAGAAGAUCAAGAUGGGAAGCAUUUGCCAUACAAUUACAAGAAUUAAAUUUAAUCCUUAUGGCAAGAUGUGAUUCUUAUAUCAUGACUAAGAAUUGGAUAGAUGCGUAUAAUGAUGCUGAUAUGUUAUUAGGUACUCAAGUUAAUACUCCUGAAAAUUUCUUAAGAAGAGCUACUGCUGCUUCUAAUAUGGGGAGAUUAACACAAGCUAAAUAUGAUUUAGAAAGAGGGUUAUGCUUUGUUGAGGAUGAUGAAAGGAUUAAGACUCAGUUAGGGGUUGUUAAUAGAUUGAUUGCUGUGGAAAAUGGUGAUUUAUAA
Messenger RNA from Hansenula ciferrii, 648 nucleotides. RefSeq names its product Sec63 complex subunit SEC72 (gene SEC72). The record is from RefSeq and is a predicted model, not a curated record. The transcript has a single exon. Bases 1 to 648 code for a protein of 215 amino acids. NCBI's taxonomy places the organism in Eukaryota, Fungi, Ascomycota, Saccharomycetes, Phaffomycetales, Wickerhamomycetaceae. Gene Ontology annotation, molecular function: protein binding.